This is a messenger RNA of Talaromyces marneffei, 1338 nucleotides long. RefSeq lists its product as uncharacterized. Lineage: Eukaryota; Fungi; Ascomycota; Eurotiomycetes; Eurotiales; Trichocomaceae. The transcript is spliced from 3 exons. The record is from RefSeq and is a predicted model, not a curated record. Bases 1 to 1338 code for a protein of 445 amino acids.
AUGACAUCGUCGACUACAGCAUCCCCCGAUGCCUCUACACCAAUCCUCAAUCUUCCAGGCAACAACGAUAGCUCGCUAUCUACAGACAGCGCAACGAGUUUACGUUCGGACAAUCGCAGAAUCUCGUUCAUAGGAAAUGAUCCCCCACGCAGACGGUCGGCGCAGUCCAGUGGUUCGGACAGCCUACCUCUUCUGGAAAACACAAUCGUUAGCAGUGGUAGACAGACGCCAGUGCUAGACGGUCGACACCCUAGGAGAAUCUCAUCUCCUCCGCCACCCAGUACAUACCAGCGAGGCGUUUCCUUUGAUACCUUCGACAACCGAGUUGCCACCGACGGCUCCUUUACCUUGAAAUACAAACACAAGAAUUACCAAGCUACACGACGAAGUCGCACAUUCCUAUGCGGAACCGAUCAAAAUGACUAUUCAGAAUUUGCCCUCGAGUGGUUGAUUGAUGAAUUGGUUGAUGACGGUGAUGAGGUCAUAUGUUUAUGGGUUGUUGAGAAGGAUUCUAAGAUCGCUAGUGAUGCAAGUGUUGAUGAAGGCCGGUACCGCAAGGAAGCUGAGAAGCUUCUCAACCAGGUCAUCGCUAAGAAUCAGCAUGAUGAGAAAGCGAUCAGUUUGGUGUUGGAGCUCGCAGUAGGGAAGGUGCAAGAUAUUAUCCAAAGAAUGAUUCGUAUUUAUGAACCGGCUGUUCUCAUUGUGGGAACACGAGGACGCAGUCUCAGCGGCAUGCAAGGCUUGCUGCCUGGUUCGGUCUCAAAAUACUGUCUACAACAAUCGCCAAUUCCUGUCGUCGUGGUGCGGCCAUCUACCAAGCGCGAGAAGAAAAAGAAGAAGCGUCUCGCCGACCCGACCCGUCGCAGCUAUGGCAAUAUAUUACAAAUCAGUGAACAGCAAGGCAGUGGGCUGUUCAACAAGCAGGUUAGCUCCGAUAAGAACGUGGCCAAACCACCCGCCGAUGAAGCCGCAGCUGUUGCGGAAGCUGUUGGGCUCCCUCGACACUUUCAACAUGCACACACGGGCAGUGACUCCAAACUGUCCGCGACCAGCUCAAAUGAAGAAGAGAAUGGCAAGGAUGUUCUACGCUCAGACACACCUCAACUUUCGCCGUACAUUGAAGACGGGAAUGGCGAACGAGUCCUCAAGAGCCCCGGCCUUGGGAACCUGGAUACACCACCCGAUAGUGAAAGCGAGAGUGACUCAGAAACAACACGUGGUCGAGACCCGGGAUCGUCUGACGCAGACUCGACCAUGCCGCCAGACAUAUCGCCUAAUGAGACAGAAGAGGAUAUCGGCCCCAUAACGAGCAAACUACAAUUAGCAGACGCUUCCUGA